Messenger RNA from Aspergillus melleus, 1569 nucleotides. Its product is annotated as cytochrome P450. Gene Ontology annotation, molecular function: heme binding; oxidoreductase activity, acting on paired donors, with incorporation or reduction of molecular oxygen; iron ion binding. The record is from RefSeq and is a predicted model, not a curated record. NCBI's taxonomy places the organism in Eukaryota, Fungi, Ascomycota, Eurotiomycetes, Eurotiales, Aspergillaceae. The transcript has 4 exons. Bases 1 to 1569 code for a protein of 522 amino acids.
AUGGAGGCAUCUCUUGCAGCAGGCUUACGCUGGAGCGUCAGAGAGGGCGCCACCGUGAUUCUCUAUCUCUGUCUUGCCUCUUUGCCUGCGUGGUAUUUGGCAGCUUAUCUCAACUCUCCUCUACGCCGCUUUCCCGGCCCAUUCCUGGCAGGAUGGACGAACCUGUGGCGAAUGUUCUAUGUGCGCCAGGGGCAGUCUCAGCGCGUAAUCCAGGAGCUACACAAGAAGUACGGUCCGGUGGUGCGUAUCGCGCCGAAUGUCUUGGAUCUAGACAUCCCCGACUUGAUCAAGACAAUCUACAACACAAAGGCCAAUUACGUCAAGACUGAGUUUUACCAUGGCAGCAGCGCCAAGAGUAACGGAAAAAUCAUCUACAAUCUCUUCAGCGAGUGCGAACCCGAGGUCCAUGCACGGCAGAAACGACCUAUCUCCAAACAUUAUUCAAUGACCGGGGUGCUGCCACUAGAGCCACAUAUCGAUGAGAUGAUCCUGUACCUUUGCCAGCGACUGGAGGAGAGGUUUAUCGAUGCAUCCGGCGCCACCAAAACCUGCGAUCUUGGCGAAUGGAUUGCCUUCUAUACCUGGGAUGUGGUCGGUAAAGCAACUUUCAGCCAGCCCAUUGGAUACCUGGGAAAAGGCUUUGACUUCGACGGCACUUUGAGCACCGCCGAUACGGCGAUGGACUACUUUUCCUUAGUUGGCCAACUGCCCAUCCUGGAUCAUUUGCUGGACAAGAACCCUGUUUACCGUAUUGGUCCGCCGUCCUUCGGCAACAUUACCAACAUAUCGAUUCAGCAUCUAGUGGACCGGCUUCAGGGCAAGGACACGGAUUUUCAUGAUCCUGCAAAGCCUGACUUUCUUGAUAACUUCAUUGAGGCUAAGGAGCGGUACCCUGACGUGGUGGAUGACAUGCAGAUUAUCUCCUAUCUGAUGAUAAACAUGAUUGCAGGAGCUGACACAACAGCUGUCACCUUAAAUGCAGCACUGUACCUUUCCCUGAAGAACCCGCGCGUCUGGAACCGCCUCAGGACCGAGGUUCCUGUCUACGACUCAUCAUCCAACCCACCGGUGGUACCGUAUAAAUCGACCAAGAAAUACCCAUACCUGGACGCUGUGAUCCGGGAGGCAAUGAGAUUUCACCCCGGGGUCGCGAUGCUUCUCGAAAGAUACGUCCCGGUGGGCGGCUUAGCCCUUCCCGACGGACGUCAUGUCCCCGCCGGCUCUAUAGUCGGAAUGAACCCCUAUGUAAUCGGUCGGAAUAGGUCCGUCUGGGGCGACGAUGCCGACGUCUUUCGUCCCGAGCGCUGGUUGCGCGACGACGCACACGAGACCGAAGAGGCUUUCCAGGAACGUCUCCGGCGGAUGAAUGCGGCCGACCUGACAUUUGGGGGCGGGAGCCGAGUUUGUAUUGGAAAGCAUCUGGGUUUGUUGGAAGUGUAUAAGGUCCUGGCUACGCUGGUGUCGCGUUACAAUAUCAAGUUAGCGUCCCCUGAGGAAGUCUGGAGCACCCACAAUAGCUUCUUCUUUCGGCAGACUGGGAUAAAGGUGAACUUGUCUCGUCGGACCUAG